Molecule: messenger RNA, 1127 nt
Organism: Melospiza melodia melodia
Lineage: Eukaryota; Metazoa; Chordata; Aves; Passeriformes; Passerellidae
Product: sushi, nidogen and EGF-like domain-containing protein 1
Exons: 8
Coding region: 54-1010 (318 amino acids)
Biological process (GO): cell-matrix adhesion
Source: RefSeq, a predicted model, not a curated record
AGAAUCCUGGGAGAGCUCAGAGAGAUUGGAGGGGGGGAAAGUUGGCAAAUUACAUGUUCAGUAUUUUUUGUUUUGAUAAAAAAAGGAACACGACAAGUGAAAGCCAGCAUUUGAGGUGCUUCAGCUCAUUUUCAGGCUGCAGUUCUUCACUUCAUGGAAAUCCAGUUUUCCAGGUUUUUUUAACAGUUAUUUUAGGGUCGAGGAUGUCACCCUCUAGUAUUUUCUUCCUCCUGAUUUUAGGUUCCAUGGUGGACACCAAAACCUCAUCUGAAAAAGGAUCCCUGCUCUAUCCCUAUGGACCAGACCAGGGGGAUGAAACCAACCCCAAACUCGAUGACGGGACAUCUGAGGCAAUCACCCUCUCCAUUCCCUUCACCUUCUAUGGCAAAACCCACCAAACUGCGUUUGUGAACAACAAUGGGGUGAUCUCCUUUGACAAGCCUGUCAGACAAUACACCCCCGACCCCUUUCCUCUGGCGGACGGGCGCCCUUUCGUGACUCCCUUCUGGGCAGAUGUGGACAACGUGGAGGGUGGGGACAUCUUCUACCGCCAGAGCACCGACCCAGCACUGCUGGGGGACAUCAGCCAGCACAUCACCCAAUACUUCCCUGAAAGCCCCUUCACUGCCACCUGGGCCUUUGUGGCCACCUGGGACCAUGUGGCCUACUGGGGCUCCAGAUCUGACAAGGGCAACACCUUCCAGGCUGUGCUGACCACUGACUCCAAGAUGUUCUACAUCAUCCUCAACUAUUGGGACAUCCAGUGGACCACAGGGGCAGCAAGUGAUGGGGAUGCUGAAACAGGACUUGGGGGGACUCCAGCACAUGCGGGAUUCAAUAGCGGUGAUGACACCAACUUCUACAACAUCCCUGGAUCCCAAACUGAUGCCAUCAUCAACAUCACCACCACCUCCAACGUCAAGGUCCCAGGACGCUGGGUCUUUAGGGUGGAUGACUUCCAGGCCCCAGAUGUGGAUCCUCCCCAGCUGGAUAACAGCUGCUGGUUGUGAAUUGAGGGGAGUGUGGCAGAGGGACAACACCUCUGCCACUGUUAUCACCAAUGAAGUCACUGUGCAGGUCAAGAUCAUGCCAGCUUCUAGCAGAGCAAUAAAAUUUCAGCUAAGACA